AAAAUCCAGAUGGGGUGCAGGUGCUGCAAAAUGAUACGAAGCUAUAUUUUUGAUCCAGAAGAAGUACAAUCACCUGGAUGCAUUAAUGAAGUAAACAGCUACAAAAACAGUGAGCAAGCCAGCAACAAAUUCAAAUUCAAAGAGAAUAGUGAAAUUCAAGAACACAAAGGUGAACUCCAGAAGGAAGAGCUAAACAGAACAGAAAAUAAAAAUCUGGUAAAUAGCACAAAAGAAACUCUCUGGAACCACAGAGGCAAUGAUUUUCAAGAGGAUGGCCUCCUGAACUGCGUUGCAAAGCUUGAUGUUGCAGUCAAUGGUGGCAACUCCUGCCCUGGAGUGCAUCCCACGCUCAAUCCCAACACAAACCCAGUGAAAGAAACGAGUGAACAGGGAACAUGCAGCCAGUUAGAGUCUUCUUCAGCCAGCACGAGAGACUUUUACAGCACAUCAGAUGGGUCUGGCCAAGGACUUGACCCAGAGGCAGGCGGGCAGAGGAAGGCAGCCUGCAGUGAGCCAAACAGUAUUCAAGACGGGAACUCCCGGUCUGCAGAAGAUAGCAUCUUUCUCAAAGGAAGUGCAAUACUGGAGACACAAGACAAUGCCAUACAACUGCCAGAUAUUGAUUAUCCCCAAAAUGGCAAUGAAACCAGGAACUAUGUUGAAAAAGGUAGCUUUUCAGUCAAUUGUGCACAUUCAGACCAAAACAUUGGCCCUUCAGCAAUACAGGAUCUGGACCUCUGUGUAACCCCACCUUUGCCUAUAAAGGAAAGCAGUAUUGAACCUUUCAAAACUGACUCCACAAGUUUGAGUGAGGGCACCCCUGACAGCAUCACUGCCGUGGCUGUUACCAAAGUAGCACAGGAACCCACAUAUCCCAACCACAAAGACAUCAAUGGAGAAAUUGAGGAGGAAGAUGCGGAAGUAGCAGCAGCUCUGGCUGCACUGGAAGCUGCAACUGCAGGGGAAGACCUGGAAGAUGACGACAAGUACUAG
Molecule: messenger RNA, 993 nt
Organism: Antrostomus carolinensis (chuck-will's-widow)
Lineage: Eukaryota; Metazoa; Chordata; Aves; Caprimulgiformes; Caprimulgidae
Gene: PGCKA1
Product: PDCD10 and GCKIII kinases associated 1
Exons: 2
Coding region: 10-993 (327 amino acids)
Source: RefSeq, a predicted model, not a curated record